CUACCUAGACGCCACUCACAUUGACAGUAGCGUCGAUUCCAGCACCCCCUAGCGCCCAUUUCGAAGCAAGUGGUAGUGUUUUGUGAUGUGUUUUGCUCCGUCGUGCUCCCAUUACCCCAUUCCAAUGGGCAGCCGCUAAAAACCCAUCGAAAACGGUUAUGUAAAUAUAACGAAAAAGUGCGCGACCCGAACCGGCUCAACGGCGAAAAAAGCAUCGAAAACAACGCAAGCAUCCAUAAAAACCCAUGAACCACCUCAUAAAUAAGUAAUGCGCGUGGUGGUCGCUCCAUGUCGCUGGUAACCAAACAAUACCAACUGUGCACUUGUUAGAUCACUACACUCCAAACAAUGUCUGAACCGGAAGCGGAGGCGGCGCCGGCGGCGGCCGAGGAGCCCCCGCAGGCCGAGGACGUCGAGGCCCCCAUCGAGAGCAACGGCUGCGAGGCCUUCGAGGCGGACAAGCCGGCCGAGUUCGAGUACCCGGAGUGCGACACCUCGCAGGACAGCACCGACAAGGCGGAGACGUCGAGCCUGGACGAAGGGAAAGGUGAACCGGCGCAAGCAAGUGAGUCGAAUGAUGACAGUAACACACCCAAAACGAGCAGAGAGCUCAAGUCCAUUUUGGCCCUGAGCAAAGAGGCCAAACUAGACACGAAUAUCUCGAGCCAGAGGCGCAAAGCGCUGGACAAGGGCAAGGGCACGCCGAAACGGCCGAAAAUGACCGCUUUUCCUGUUACAGCCGAGAGCGAGCUGGAAAAUUUCGACGUGAAAAUGGACGAGAAAAAGCCGAAAAAGCGAAAGUUGAGCUCUGGCUUGGAGAUGGCAGAGGGCGCCACCGUCGAUGAGACGAAGAGGGGUGUGCAGGGGCUCAGCGGCGAUUUUAUCAUGCCCAGGAAGCCGAACAAGGACAUCUUCUGCUGGCGCUGCCACCACGACUCGGUCCAGGUGGCCUGCGAGACCUGCCCCCGGGCCUACCACGUGCGCUGCCUCAAGCAGACCAUCAUGGACGCCGAGCACUGGCCGUGCCCCGAGUGCGUCUCGAUCCUCAAGGCCGAGAACACGCAAACGCGGUCGAAAGCGAUGCGGGGGAUGUCUCUGGAGCACCUGUGCAGUUUGCUCAAGUUCGCCGUGAAGAGGAUGAUCCAGUGUAACGGGUCGGAGCCGUUUAUUCAUCCCGUCGACGAGAAGCAGUUUCCCGAGUACAGGAGUUAUAUAGUUCAGCCGAUGACGUUGACGAUGUUGGAGAAAAAUAUCAAGGAUAAUGCGUACGGGAGCACGCAGGCGUUCGAGGCGGACGCGAAGUGGAUUCUGCAUAACAGUAUCAUUUUUAACUCCUCCUUUCCAGAUCAGUCCAAGCUCACCACCGCCGCCAAAACCAUCGUAAAAAUCUGCAAACAAGAAAUGGCCGAGGUCGAGAACUGCCCCUCGUGCUACCUCAACGCCAACACCAAGAAACACACCUGGUUCGUCGAGGUCUGCCCCAAGCCCCACCUCCUCGUCUGGGCCAAACUCAAAGGCUUCCCCUACUGGCCGGCCAAGGUGAUGUCCAUAAACUCGUCGGGGAUGGCCGACGUGCGCUUCUUCGGCGCCCACGACAAGGCCUGGGUCAGCGUGAAAGACUGCUACCUGUACUCGGUCAAGGACCCCAACUCCGGCAAGCAGAAGCGCAACGACAUCAUCGAGUGCGUCAAGGAGCUGGAGCUGUACGUCGACAACCUGAGGGAGAUCUACGGGAGGGUGAACUUCGCGCCGUUCAAGACGCUGCUGGAGGCGGACAGCCAGCUGAGGCAGCUGCAGGUGUUCUUGCCGAAUUACAGGAACGACGGGAAGGAGAUUGUGUGGAAGAUGAAGGAGGCGAGGAGCGAUAAGGGGAAGAGCGGGGACGAGUCGGAGGGGGAGAGCAGUGAAGAGAGUAGCGAUGAGGAGGAGGAGGACGGCGAGGAUGAGGACGAUAGGGGGAAGAGGAAGGGGGAGGAGAAGUCGAAUGGGGAUAAGCACAAGGAGGGGAUGACGAGGAUCGAUUAUCGCGAUAGUCCUGCAGAUAAACCCAGGUUGGUCCAAAAACCCAUAAAAGCCAUACUCAUCAGAAAACGAUACUCUUCGGACAGCAUACCCGAGAACUCUAUAAAAAUGGCACGACGAGACCCGACCAAACCCGACGCGCCCCGAUUAUCAGUGGACAACCACAUCAAACUCAACGAAACCCCCGAAAAACUUUGUACUCAACACGAGGAAGAAAAAUCGAAAAUCUCAUCACCACCCAAACUACGAAUCAGCGAUCAGCUCAUAAAAAAACUGGAAGAUAUGAACGACGAAGAACCGGAGGAAGGAAAAGAAGAGGUCGACGGCGAACCGGAAAAGAAAGUCGAAGAGGUGGUGGCAGACGCUGAGCGCGAAAAAAGCGAAGAAAAAGAGAGCGUGGAAGAAAAGAGUGAAGAGAAAGGUGACACCGAAGUGAACGAAGACGACAAGAAGGAAAACGACGAAAGUAAGAAGGAUGAGGGGGAAGUUAAGAGCGACAUCGAGACGAAAGUGACUGAGAAAGAAGACGAAGAAGACAAAGGGAAGGAGAAGGAACUUGUCGAACCUACUGUGAUAGAGGAAGAGGAGAAGAGCGACGACGCGCAAGCGCCGGUCCUAGAACUAUGCGAAACGAUCAUGAACGUUGAAGCGCAGUCUGUCAAAGACGGCGAAAAAGACAAAGAAAAACCGAAAGAGAAGGAGAGCAAAAAGCGCAAACACGAAGACAGCCGAGACGACACGAGCAAAAAGAAAGAGACCGACGACGACUCUCUCUUCCCCCCGAACAAGAUGGUGAAACUCGUACCCAUCGAAAACAUCCUGCAGAAAAAAAACCUGUCCGAGAGUUCCCCGAGCAAACCCGACCAACUCAUCGUGUUGAAAGAAAUCCGCGUGAUGAAAGACGGCAAAGAAAUGCGCAACAAAACGAAGAAACCCGAAGCCGAAAACAGCGCGACGAAGGAACCCCCGGUGAAAAUCAAGAGCGAAGUGGAGUCCGACGACGACGACGACGUCCAGUACAUGGAAGCGAAGCGUCAGUACUUGUCGGCCUUGAACAUAUCCGAGAAACAGAAAGUCCCGAGUAAGCCGAAAGCGCACGAAAUCCGCACGAGGUCGAAAACCGAAGAGAAGAAAAGCAGGAAGGAGGAGACGACGCCGAAGCCUGCCGAAGAGGCGUCGAAAGACGUUACGAAAUCAGCCGAAGUCAAAGAGAUCUACAUCAAGUCGCUGUCGAAGAUGCAAACCCCGAAACACAAGGCCCGAAAGUCCUUCCCCACCCCCAACUACGGCAAAAAGACGAUCGUCGCUCGGAAGAUCAUCCCGAAGACGACGAUGGACGACGAGCUGACCAUAGUCAACGCGGCAACGCUGCAGCCCUCUGCCAACGUGAUGAUUUUACCCAAGCUCCACUACACCAAGCCGAUGAACCGCGAUUUGAGCAGUCCUCCGGUGCUGACGAUGUUGCCGCGUGUGCAAGACCAGAACGCCGCCGCCGUGGCGGCGGCGAAGAAGGUGCUGGAGGGCUCGCAGAACUACAUCCCCCAGAACGAGGACGAGGAGAGAGCGGCGAGCGGGAGUGGGGGGAUUUUGUUGAACAAUCUGUUGACCAGUGGGACGACGCAGCCGCCCGUGAUCGACGUGGACAGUCAGACGAGUUCUUUCGAGUCGGAGUUGGGCUCUCUGAAGGAGAUUCUGCCCGAGAACGUGGCCAAAGGCGUGGGCGAUAUUCUGUGUCAGCCGCCGCCGAAGCUGAAGCCGAAGCCGGUGGGGAUCUUGAACAGCGUGGUGGAGGCGGGGGUGCCGAGCACGGCUGGUCCUGUUGCGUCGAGGAUUAACUCGAUGGCUCAAAAACUUGGUGAUUACUUUCGGAGUUUGUUGGUGGAGACUAUUAGUGAUUUGGGGAAGAGUAAUAAUCCGGAGGCGACGAUAAGUGGCUUAAAGUACGAGAUUGAGGAGUUAAAUCAUAAGCAUAGUAUAGAGUUGGCGGAGAUUAGGAGGAACGUUUCGAUUGUUUUGAAGGAUACACAGAAGAGUGUGGUGGAGGAGAGGGAGAGGAUUAUUAAUGAAACGAAGGCGAAUUGUGAGAUGGAAAUGAUGAAGAAGGUGGAGGAGGCGAAAUCGAAACAGUGGUGUGCGAAUUGCUCAAAAGAAGCCCAGUUCUACUGCUGCUGGAACACCAGCUACUGCGACUACCCGUGCCAACAGAAACACUGGCCCAAACACAUGAGUAAAUGCACGCAAACGUCUGGCCAGAACCAGUCGACGAGUUCGCCGGUCCGACCCGCAGGCCAGCAGCUCGUCCUCACACCAACCGCAGCACCAAAAUUCGGGACCCUCUUCGCCAAGCCGCAAAAGGUGUACCUGAAGAGGACGACCGCCCCGUUCAAGCCCACGACCGGCAGCCACAUUACCCUGGUGGAGUCCACCCCCGGGAAUUUCGAACUGUUGGGCAGCGGCCCCAUCGCCGUCAACGGCAAAAUCCUAGCCAGUACGUCAGUGAUAGAAAAGAUUAAGUGUGGUAACAUAGUGACAGUGACAGCGCCGUCUGGCCAGACGAACACGCAACUGACGAGUGUUAAUCAAAAAGUGAACACGGUGGCGAAAAGUACUGCGAGUUCGGCGGACAGUGAACACUAGACACUGGUGUGGUGUAUAUUUUCGGCUUUACAACAAGUUUUCUACUAAGACUGCCAGAUAAUUAUAUCAAAUUGCGUUAUGUUCAGAGUUGUCGUGUUUUUUAAGAUCUGAUAUUAAAGGAUUUGUUCUGUAGGAGUUAUAGAACGUAUGGUGUAAAAAGCAUAUUUUUAGUGGUAUGUUAACUCUUUUUAUAACACGUUAUUAUAGUUUCUUUUUUAUUUACUAUAGUGUAUGUAUGUGAAGUUGAAUAAAAACAGCUUUAUAUUUUGAAA
Zophobas morio is the source of this 4931-nucleotide messenger RNA. It is a transcript of the gene Zmynd8, whose product is annotated as MYND-type zinc finger-containing chromatin reader ZMYND8. Gene Ontology annotation, biological process: regulation of DNA-templated transcription. The coding region runs from base 349 to 4659 and encodes 1436 amino acids. Gene Ontology annotation, molecular function: transcription corepressor activity; protein binding. The transcript has 11 exons. Lineage: Eukaryota; Metazoa; Arthropoda; Insecta; Coleoptera; Tenebrionidae. Gene Ontology annotation, cellular component: cytoplasm; nucleus. The record is from RefSeq and is a predicted model, not a curated record.